AUGAAUCUCCCGAGACCGUUGGCUACUAAGGAGCACAGAAUUGCUGAUUCGCCGAAAUGUGUGGCCGCUAGUUACGGUACGCUGGACGAAGCAAGCGAUGUGGCAAGAACCGCGAGAAGUAGCACAUCAAGCGACAUUCUUGAUCCUAAAGGCGUAAUUCGUUCGGCUCCACGUCGUCUUAUUGUGAUGCGUCAUGGCGAAAGAAUCGACGAUCUCUUCCCUGACUGGAUAGAGAAAUCUUCUACGAGUGGAUCGUAUAGAGCAUAUGAUUUGAAUAUGGAAUUGAUACAACUGCAGCCAUCCAGAGAUUUGAUUUUUCAGCCUUUGGUACUACCAGAACUAGAUCGACCGAUGUCAGAAUACGCUGCCGAUACAGUGCUCACUGAAAUGGGUUCGGUACUGGCACAAAUGGUAUUGAACCGUAUUUAUUCAGAUGUUGUGUAUGCAUCACCCGCUUUACGUUGUAUACAAACGGCGUCAUUUGCGAUGAAGGCAGCCGGAUGUGACGAUCAAGUGAAAAUUCGUAUAGAACCAGCACUGUUCGAAUAUGAGAGCUUAUAUCCUGGUGGACAGCCGAAAUUCGCAACUGCAGAACAACUCAAAAAAGCAGAUUUUAAUAUUGAUCAAGACUAUAAGCCAAUUAUGCCUCUCGAAAAGCUUUGGAGUGAACCAGAAAAUGUGGAACAAUAUGGUGAUCGCUUGCAGCAGACUUUGUUGCAAAUUGCCGAUCGCGUUGAACGAAGCACUAAUCCGUUUGGACCGAUUGUUAUGGUAAGGCAUCAUCAAUUUCUCGAUAUUUCUUGCAAAGUGGUUGGACAUGCGUCUACAAUUGAUUUAGCGAUCGGUGUAUUUCGUGAAAAGAUUCGUCGUGCAGUGCCUGCCGAACUGCUCAACAACGGUUUACACUAUCCAUUCUGUGCNACUUCCGUCUUCGAUCGAAUUCCACCCUCUAUGCAGUGGAAAUAUUCCGAAAACGCUCUACCACCAAUCACCUAUCGCAAUUUCACUUCGAGAAUCAACUCAAAAUUCGCCUUCAGAACGCCUGUCGAAUAA
Messenger RNA from Anisakis simplex (herring worm), 1053 nucleotides. Lineage: Eukaryota; Metazoa; Nematoda; Chromadorea; Rhabditida; Anisakidae. The record is from the annotation of a GenBank genome assembly.